GAGUUUAGGGAAAAGGGGCUUGGUCCCGUGCUCGCUCGCGCGACGCGAACGCGCAAUGAAAUUAGCAUCGAUGAAGUUUGUGCGAACAUGGCGGAUUUCCUGCCGACCAGGUCCGUGUUAAAAGUUUGCCUGCCCGUCUGCCUGCUCAACAGCGGCGAGGUGGAACAAACGCGAAAGUCCAAAGAGAUCGACAAAUGUCUCUCCCGGGAGAAAACGUACGUGAAGCGGCUGGUAAAGAUCCUGCUGCUGGGCGCUGGCGAGAGCGGCAAGUCGACUUUCCUCAAACAAAUGCGGAUCAUUCACGGCCAGGACUUCGACCAGCAGGCUCGCGAGGACUUCAAAAGCACGAUUUACUGCAACGUUAUCAAAGGUAUCCGCGUGUUGGUGGACGCCCGGGAGAAGCUGCACAUCCCGUGGGGCGACCCAGACAACCAGCAGCACGGGGACACCCUGAUGGCCUUCGACACCCGCUCGUCCAAGGUGGCGAGCGGCAAUCUGGACACGUCGGUGUUCCUGCAGUACCUGCCCGCCAUUUCAGCUCUGUGGGCCGACUCGGGCAUUCAGAACGCCUACGAUCGUCGCAGGGAGUUUCAGCUGGGCGAGGCAGUGAAGUAUUUCUUGGAUAAUCUGGAUAAGCUCUGCAAGCCGGAUUAUCUUCCCAGUCAGCAGGACAUCCUGCUGGCCCGUAAGCCCACCAAGGGGAUCCACGAGUAUGACUUUGAGAUCAAGAAUGUUCCCUUUAAGAUGGUGGACGUGGGGGGGCAGCGGUCGGAGCGGAGGCGGUGGUUUGAGUGUUUCGACUCCGUCACCUCCAUCCUCUUCCUCGUAUCGUCCUCUGAAUACGACCAGGUGCUGAUGGAGGACAGGCAGACCAACCGGCUUCGUGAGUCGCUCAACAUCUUCGAGACCAUCGUCAACAACCGCGUCUUCGUCAACGUMUCCAUCAUCCUCUUCCUGAACAAGACAGACCUGCUGGAGGAGAAGGUGAAGAUCGUUCCGCUCAAAGACUAUUUUCCCGAGUACACCGGACAGGAGCACAGCCUGACGGAGGUCCAGGCUUUCAUGGUGGACUGCUUCCGGGCCAAGAGGCGCGACACCACGCUGAAGGCCCUCUACCACCACUUCACCACGGCCAUCAACACGGAGAACAUCAGGCUGGUGUUCCGGGACGUCAAGGACACCAUCCUGCACGACAACCUCAAGCAGCUCAUGCUUCAAUGACCCCUCGCUGACCCGUGAGAGUAGAGGAACCUGAACGGGAGAGACAGACCACUCCUCGCUCCUGACGAAGACUUGGGAGAGACCAGCCUCUGAAGAAUCACCAUUCUUCUUCAGACGUUUUAAUAAUCGUUUUCAAUCUCCUUUUCGAAGAGUUGGCCCUCUUGUUAGUUCAGGAUCUGAUUGGGGAACAAGUCUUUUGGGCAGACUGUGGUUUUAAACUAAAAACCAAAACUGGUUUGUUCAUUUUUUGGAAAACARCUGACCCCCUGCUGCUUGGUCUUGUCCUAAGUCACGCCUCGGUAAAUGAUCUGCUGGGGCCUUUCAGCUCACAGGGUGUCAGUGCUGGCACUAGUGGAAGUCAGAAAACUGUUUGAUACACCAGGUAAAUGGUCUUCAUUCAAACCUAUGAAGCAACAAACAGAAAACAGCCAGAGUCUAAUGUUUUUAUGACAAAGAUGGAUGCUUCAUCUGGAUUUUGAUCCUUUUAGAGUCGAUCAUUCAGUUCAUUUCCAAGCACUGACUUCAGGUUCACAGAAAUUUUCUCCAUUAUUCCUGUUGCACUCUCCACAUCUACCACGUUACUCUGUAAGAGAUUUUUUUAUUUCAUUUUUUAUCAUAUAGAAGCCGUAUUUUCUCAACACGCUGCACUGCCGUUUUUUUUUUUUAUACCACUAGCUGCAUCAUUUUUUCUCCAUUCCAGAACAGUAGGUUUUAGGUGCCGGCACAGGURUAAAAACCAGAACCAGAACCACCUGAAGGACUGUUGAUCAUGAAAACCCAUCGACUGGCUCCAGCACUGGCACCUUGUUUGUAGAAAACUGUUCGAAGAGGGCGCAACCACAAGACUGAAACAUUUCUGUGUGUUUUUAUGACCUAAUCACUGCCUUUACAAUGAAAGUCGAUAUUAGAUAUUAACUUCUUUUAUUAAGAUGAUUAAAAUUCAUCUAUUCUGACAUGUGGUUGAUAAUUAUGGUAAAAAAAAAAUAAAGCCACUAAGUGAACAUGCAGUCCACUGUUUUCCUCAGGGUUGAAUCAGAACCGGUGUUAUUGACGAUGUCAUUUCUGAAUAAUUUUGGACGUUUGGCUGUAGUGGGGCCUCCGCGUCGUUAGCUGGGUGGUGCACCUUCCCAACCCUGAUUCCCCCUCUUGUCUCUUGAUUAGUAAAAGGACCUUCGCAAGGCAAUCCUCCCUUCUGCCUUAAUCAUGAAUGUGCGUUAGCCUUUCUCCAGGGAUUUUACUUUUUACUGUUCGAAUAAACUAACCAACGUUACUUUGCUCAUUUGCAAACGGUGACAGUUUCUGUUUUGGCACUGACUCCAGGCUUCUUUGAGAAACCAUGAAACGUUUCUUCUUUUCUUUUUUUUUUUUCGUUUAUGCACACAAGACACUGCAGUUUUUGGACUCCUCUCRAAAGUUUGUGAUUUUUUGUAGAAGAAAUGUGACCAAAAAUUAAAAGCUACCAGAGUUGAAUACAUCCAUCAGUGAUUUAUUUUAUUUUAUUUGUUAGAGGAAUAUUUCAAAGCACUGUUAAUUUUAUAUUUUUUAAUCUUAAUCGUACUAUGCGUUCUCAAUACUGUGCACAUCGACAAGUCUGCAGUUUGUUUCAUCCACUAUUGAUGCUCUUAAGAGCUUCCCGUUGCUUCCUGUCCUAGCUUUGUAAAUACUGUAAUCUGUAUUUGUCAUGUAAAUAUUAUUCAGGUUAUUCUUCUUGUUUGUAAAUGGUUGUAGAAAUUGCUUUUUUUUUCCUAUGCUGGUUGUUUUUCAAAUCACUUCUUUUCCAAUGAUUUCAUUUCCUUUUGAUGUAGAUUUUUAUUUUGUAUUUUUUUCACAUCACUUCUUUGAAAUUCAUUUGUGUCAAGUCUAACGCUACCCUCAUAACCUUAUUAAUAAAAUACACUUUUCUAAUGAUA
Austrofundulus limnaeus is the source of this 3131-nucleotide messenger RNA. RefSeq names its product guanine nucleotide-binding protein subunit alpha-13. Gene Ontology annotation, molecular function: guanyl nucleotide binding; G-protein beta/gamma-subunit complex binding; D5 dopamine receptor binding. The transcript is spliced from 5 exons. Gene Ontology annotation, biological process: Rho protein signal transduction; adenylate cyclase-activating G protein-coupled receptor signaling pathway. Gene Ontology annotation, cellular component: heterotrimeric G-protein complex; brush border membrane; cytoplasm. The record is from RefSeq and is a predicted model, not a curated record. The coding region runs from base 88 to 1221 and encodes 377 amino acids. NCBI's taxonomy places the organism in Eukaryota, Metazoa, Chordata, Actinopteri, Cyprinodontiformes, Rivulidae.